Molecule: messenger RNA, 1814 nt
Organism: Vitrella brassicaformis
Lineage: Eukaryota; Vitrellaceae
Source: the annotation of a GenBank genome assembly
GGCAAAGUCGAGUCGAGGCGUGGUCUCUCCUCCUUUGCCCGGCGCAUCGGAUUCUUGUUUUCUCGCUCCCUUCAACCGCCCGCCUGUCUCGCUUUCGUCUUCUCUGAACCGAAGCGGGCACCCAACAGAAAGAUCCGCCCUCGCUGCGUGCCCGCCCCUUCUGCCACACCCAAACCCACCACCGGCACAAGCAACAAGCUCAAGCCAGCCGGUUCGUUCCUCCAUCCCUCUCCCUCUCUCUGUGCCAUCCGCCCUUCAGUGACACCCGCACCGGUCCAUCCACACAAACAUCGCUGCAUCAGCAUCAUGGCGAUGAGCGGCGGCCGUCAACAGAACCCUUUUGAGCUGCUGCAGGAGGAGCGCAAGAUCAUGCGGCAGAAGCAGAAGGCGCAGAAGCGCAAGGAGGAGGAGGAGAGGCGGCGGCAGCAGCUGGCCGAGAACGCCAAGAAGCCCUACGUCAGGGAGGCGGGCAAGAGCUGGGCGGACGUCAGCGACGACGACGACGACUUCUUUGACGGCGGUGGGAGAGGCGGUGGGCAGAGGGACGCAUUCCACUCGCCCAAACACGGUGGGUAGCUACGGUCAGCCGCCCAUUCACCCAACCAGCACUCCACACCACCUGACCUCACCCCAGAGGCGACUGUAUAUGUGUGUGUGUGCAGGUGGUGGCAGGCCGGCUGCUGCCAAGGACGACGACCUGAGUGAGGAGGAGGACGAAGUGGACAACGAUGACGAGUCGGAUGAGGAGGCGCAUGGCGAGGGAGGGUCGGUGGAGGCCUCCCCCGCACAGGCGCCCACCUCGCCGCCCGUCGCACCUAUGCCGUCGCCGCCAAAGACACAAGAUGCACACGGUGAGAGAAGGGACAGGCAAUGACACUGACGGAGUGCCUUUCUUUCAUCCGCUGUAACUGUGUGUGUGGUCAGUGUCUGCGGGUGCGGUUGACGUGAGGAAUUUGAGCAAGAAGGAGAGGCAGGAGCUCAAGAAGAAGGAGCUCGAGGAGCUGGACGCGCUACUCGCCGACAUGGGACGUAAGCAAGCAGUCCACACACUUACCCACACACACACACGCAUCGCCUUCACAUCUGUAUGGAUGGAUGUCCCUCUCCCUCUCCCUCCCUCUCCGUGUGUGUCAGUCAAGACGGCCGAAGAGCCCUCCCCCACGGCAGCAGACGAAGCGCAGCAGCAGCAGCCGUCCGCACCGGCCAACGGCCACACGCAGGACGCCUCCACCGCUGCCGACCAGGAGCCACCCGCUGCAGGGGUCGCAGCGGCCGACAAGAAGAAGAAAAAGAAAAAGAAGAAAGACAAAGAGGCCGAGGAGGGAGCCGACGCCGCAACAGCCCACAACGGGCACCCCUCCGUCGCAGAGAACGGGCAGGAGCCGCCGGCCACCACUGAGACCCAGCAGCAGCAGCAGCAGCAGGAGGCAGCUGAGGAGGGGGGUGCCACCGAGGGUGCUGCCGUCGACAAGGAGAAGGCGCUGGAGGCGCUCAAGCAUCGGCUGGCGGCCGGCAAGAAAAAGGGUGGCGGCAAGGGCGUACAGAGUGCAGUGCUGGAGGAGGUCAAGAAGCGCAAGGAGGGCAAGAAGGAGAAGAAGGACAAGACAUUCUUCGACCGAUAGAUAGACACAUAGAUACAUAGCAGAGAUGGACAGACGACACACGCACACACACAUACUGACUGCAGACUGGGCCGGGGAGGGAUGGAGGGAGGGCGGGGAGGGAGGGAGAGAGAGAGAGGAGGGAUUGUAUGUGGGAUGGUGUUUUCAAUUGCGGGCUGUCAGCUCAAUGGAUCGCGCGUACGUUGUGCGCGG